AAAAGGAAACCCUAUCCAUCUUCUCGUUUCUACCACAAAUCGUCGCCCUCUCCUCAUCCACUCCCCCACCCCCCCAACCCCCCUUCUUUACUCCUUCACCGGCCCGUCUUUCUCUCCGAAUUCUUCAUGUUGUUUGUUUCUAUCUCGUUUUAGUGUUUGACUGGAGAUCAAAUUUCAGCUUUGUGAGAUUUGUUGCAACUUUCUAUACGUUGACCGUUUGGAUUGUCAUCGAAUUUGAAGAUCCGGCUAUCAGGUAUGUUGUUGUUGUUGUUACUAGCUCUGCGCUUAUAUGUGGAGAACUUGAGGAGUAGACGUGUACAGAUGAAUUCAUUGCCGUUGGAAGCAAACUAUAUUGACUGAAAUUUCAGAUUUUACAGCAAGAAAGUUCUAGCAGGAAUUUGAGAAAGUAGGAAAUGGAGCUGAAUACCAUUAAAGAUGCUUUUGAUCGUGUUACAAAGAAGCAGAAGGUUGCAUCAUCAAAAUCUCAAGAAGUGAUGGAGCAGAUCGGUCAUGAAAUAGAACAAGCACUGUUGAGAAUACAAUCAACAAAUGAUGCUGCAUCUUUGAGCGAGUACAAAAUGAUUCUUAGUGAACUAAAAGCUAAGUUGAAAGAAGUUGCUCCACUCAGUCAGUUGGAAGGAACACAAAAAGAGCUAAAUGUUGCACUAAGCAAGUACCCUAAGCUCCUUGAGAAGUCUUUCAACCCUGACAUAUCAAAGGCCUACAGGAAUGUUGGUUCUGAUAUCCAUACUGUUAACCAGAUAAUUGCCAGCCAUUUCUACCGGGAAGGCCACUUUGAUCUUGGUGAUUGUUUCAUAACUGAGGCCAGAGAACCUGAAGCUGCAGGCCAAAAAUCUCCUUUUCUGGAAAUGUAUCAAAUACUUGAAGCCAUGAGGUCUAGAAACCUGCAGCCAGCUCUGGGUUGGGCCACCACCAACAGUGAGAAACUUAAGCAAAGUGGGUCUGAUAUUGAAAUGAAGCUACAUAGGCAGCAGUUUGUGGAAAUUCUGCAGAAAAGAGGUAGAGACGGAGCUUUAAAUUAUGCGAGAACUUUCUUCCCACCUUUUGCCACCAAAUAUAUGGCAGAGAUCCAGAGACUCAUGGCCUGUCUAUUAUGGGCUGGAAAACUAGAUUCGUCACCUUACGCAGAUUUGCUAUCGCCUUUCCACUGGGAUAAAUUGGCUGAAGAGCUUGCUCGGCAGUUCUGCAAUCUCAUGGGUCAAUCCUAUGACAGUCCAUUGAGUGUGACCAUUGCAGCUGGUGUCCAGGGGUUGCCAACCCUUCUGAAACUAAUGAAUGUGAUGACUGGGAAAAAGCAGGAAUGGCAGUCCAUGAAACAGUUGCCUGUGCCUGUAGACUUGGACAGAGAGUUUCAGUUCCACUCCAUCUUUGUCUGUCCGGUGAGUCGGGACCAGGCAACUGAGGAGAAUCCGCCUAUGCUGCUUUCUUGCGGGCAUGUGCUAUGCAAGCAAUCUAUUACAAAACUGUCGAAGAACAACAACACGCGGCCUUUCAAGUGUCCUUACUGCCCCACGGAGGUUGAGGUCGGUCAGUGUAGACAAUUGUACUUCUAAUAUGAAUUGUUCUCAGUGUUUGUAUCUAAAUCUUUUUGCUACCGUGCUUUAUCCCUAUGCUCUGUGAACUCAAUUCAUUUUCGUUCAUGCCAUGGUUGAUGGUACCUCUAACUAUAAGUGUUAAUGGUGCUUAAAGCUGUUCUUUUCUAUGCACUCUGAUAAAUUGAUGUAAAUAGGACUUCUUUACCAUUUCAUGCAAAUUACUUGAAAUGCUUGUA
This is a messenger RNA of Nicotiana attenuata, 1792 nucleotides long. Its product is annotated as protein RMD5 homolog A. Gene Ontology annotation, molecular function: ubiquitin protein ligase activity; protein binding. The record is from RefSeq and is a predicted model, not a curated record. Bases 414 to 1574 code for a protein of 386 amino acids. Gene Ontology annotation, cellular component: cytoplasm; GID complex; nucleus. The transcript has 3 exons. Lineage: Eukaryota; Viridiplantae; Streptophyta; Magnoliopsida; Solanales; Solanaceae. Gene Ontology annotation, biological process: proteasome-mediated ubiquitin-dependent protein catabolic process.